Messenger RNA from Emys orbicularis (European pond turtle), 1920 nucleotides. RefSeq names its product nucleolar protein 4 (gene NOL4). The record is from RefSeq and is a predicted model, not a curated record. The transcript is spliced from 11 exons. NCBI's taxonomy places the organism in Eukaryota, Metazoa, Chordata, Testudines, Emydidae. The coding region runs from base 1 to 1920 and encodes 639 amino acids.
AUGGAGAGCAGCGACCGGGACAUGUACCGCCAGUUUCAAGACUGGUGUCUCAGGACUUACGGGGACUCGGGGAAAACCAAGACGGUGACCCGUAAAAAAUACGACCGGAUCGUCCAGCUCUUGAAUGGCUCCGAAUCGAGCUCCACGGAUAAUGCCAAAUUUAAAUUCUGGGUCAAAUCUAAAGGCUUCCAGCUCGGCAAUUCGGACGAGGUCAAUGGUGCUGGUGGAAGAGGGAAGCAAGUGCUGUACGUGCCAGUCAAAACCACGGAUGGAGUAGGUGUAGAUGAGAAGCUGUCUUUAAGGCGGGUAGCGGUGGUUGAAGAUUUCUUUGACAUUAUCUAUUCCAUGCAUGUGGAAACAGGGCCUAAUGGAGAACAAAUCCGAAAGCAUGCUGGACAAAAGAGAACUUAUAAAGCAAUUUCAGAGACCUAUGCCUUCCUGCCUAGAGAAGCGGUGACACGAUUUCUAAUGAGCUGCUCAGAGUGCCAGAAAAGAAUGCAUUUAAACCCAGAUGGAGCGGAUCAUAAAGAUAAUGGAAAACCUCCAACUUUGGUGACCAGUAUGAUUGAUUACAAUAUGCCAAUUACUAUGGCCUACAUGAAGCACAUGAAACUGCAGCUACUAAAUUCACAACAAGAUGAGGAUGAAAGUUCCAUAGAAAGUGAUGAGUUUGAUAUGAGUGACUCCACCAGGAUGUCGGCUGUGAACUCUGAUCUCAGUUCUAAUCUUGAAGAAAGAAUGCAAAGUCCUCAGAAUCUUCAGAGCCAGCAAGAUGAUGAUUCAGCUGCAGAGAGUUUUAAUGGCAAUGAGACCGUGGGACACAGUUCCAAUGCUUCAGGUGGAAUACACUGCAGGGAGAUGGCAGAAACCAACAGUAAUGGCAAAACAGAUCUGGAGCAGGAUGAGCAGCCUCUGAACCUGAGUGACAGUCCCCUCUCUGCUCAGCUGACUUCAGAAUACAGACUAGAUGAUCACAACAGUAAUGGAAAGAACAAAUACAAGAACCUCCUAAUUUCUGAUCUCAAGAUGGAAAGAGAGGCAAGAGAAAAUGGAAGCAAGUCGCCUGCACAUAGCUAUUCCAGCUACGACUCUGGUAAGAACGAGAGCAUAGGCAGAGGUGCUGAAGAUCUGUCUCUGAACCGAGGAGAUGAGGACGAGGAUGACCAUGAUGAACACGAAGAUGCUGAGAAGGUUAAUGAAUCUGAUGGGGUAGAAGCUGAGCGACUGAAAGCUUUUAAUAUGUUUGUCAGGCUGUUUGUAGAUGAAAACUUGGACCGAAUGGUCCCAAUCUCUAAGCAGCCCAAAGAAAAGAUCCAGGCUAUCAUUGACUCAUGCAGGCGACAAUUCCCUGAGUAUCAAGAGCGUGCCAGAAAACGCAUACGUACUUACCUCAAGUCCUGCAGGCGGAUGAAAAGAAGUGGUUUUGAGAUGUCACGACCUAUUCCCUCACACCUUACUUCAGCAGUAGCAGAGAGUAUCCUGGCUUCAGCCUGUGAGAGUGAAAGUAGAAAUGCUGCAAAAAGAAUGCGGUUGGAUAGACAGCAGGAUGAAGCUGCUCCAGCUGACAAACAAUAUAAACAAGAGCCAGCCCAGGUCACUUACUCAACAUCAGCUGUUUCCAGCACACAGGAGGUGUUGUACAUCAAUGGAAAUGGGACCUACAGUUACCAUAGUUACAGAGGGUUAGGAAGUGGGCUGCUAAAUCUCAGCGAUGCUUCUAGCAGUGGUCCAACAGAUCUCAGUAUGAAGAGGCAGUUAGCAACCAGCUCCGGAUCCUCCAGUAGUACAAGCUCUAGACCCCAACUGAGUCCAACUGAAAUAAAUGCAGUGCGGCAGCUUGUUGCAGGGUAUCGAGAAUCAGCAGCAUUUUUAUUGCGUUCUGCAGAUGAACUGGAAAACCUUAUUUUGCAGCAGAACUGA